UGCGGCGGCGACAGCAGCAAGAGCGGGGUCGUCCUGGACAUCGCGGCGCUGAGGAUGAACGAGCUGGAGUCCGAGGUGCUGCCCCUGCCGCCCCGCUACCGCUUCCGAGACCUGCUGCUGGGGGACCAGAGCUUCCAGAACGACGACAGGGUCCAAGUCGAGUUCUAUGUAAAUGAGAACACCUUUAAAGAGCGACUCAAGCUGUUCUUCAUCAAAAACCAAAGAUCAAGCCUGAGGAUACGGUUAUUCAACUUUUCUCUGAAGCUUCUUACCUGCCUUCUCUAUAUUGUACGUGUCCUGCUUGAUAACCCAGCAGAGGGGAUAGGAUGCUGGGAAUGCGAGAAGCAGAAUUACACGACCUUCAACCAGUCCACAGAUAUCAACUGGGCUCCCAUCUUAUGGGUGGACAGGAAAAUGCCACUCUGGGCCAUCCAGGUCAGCAUUGCUUUAAUCAGCUUUCUAGAGACCAUGCUACUCAUCUAUCUCAGCUACAAGGGAAACAUUUGGGAGCAGAUUUUCCGCAUUUCAUUCAUCUUGGAAAUGAUCAACACGGUGCCCUUUAUCAUCACAAUCUUCUGGGCUCCUUUGCGGAAUCUGUUUAUUCCGGUUUUUCUGAACUGCUGGCUGGCCAAGUACGCCUUGGAAAACAUGAUAAAUGAUUUGCAUCGUGCCAUACAGAGAACGCAGUCUGCCAUGUUCAAUCAGGUGCUGAUUCUCAUCUGUACCCUGCUGUGUCUUCUUUUCACAGGAACCUGCGGCAUCCAGCAUCUCGAAAGAGCGGGCGAAAACCUCUCCCUCUUCAAGUCCUUUUAUUUCUGCAUCGUGACCUUCUCCACGGUGGGCUACGGGGACGUGACCCCAAAGAUUUGGCCCUCGCAGCUCCUGGUGGUUAUCAUGAUUUGCGUAGCCCUGGUGGUGCUGCCUCUCCAGUUUGAGGAGCUCGUGUACUUAUGGAUGGAGCGCCAGAAAUCGGGGGGGAAUUACAGCCGUCACCGUGCCCAGACCGAGAAGCACGUUGUCCUCUGUGUCAGUUCGCUCAAGAUCGACCUCCUCAUGGACUUCCUCAAUGAGUUUUACGCUCAUCCCCGGCUACAGGAUUACUACGUCGUGAUCUUGUGCCCAACGGAGAUGGACAUACAGGUCCGGCGAGUCCUUCAGAUUCCUCUCUGGUCACAGCGAGUGAUCUAUCUCCAGGGCUCUGCGCUGAAAGACCAGGACCUCAUGAGAGCCAAAAUGGAUAAUGGAGAGGCCUGCUUCAUUCUCAGCAGUCGAAACGAGGUGGAUCGCACGGCUGCGGACCAUCAGACCAUCCUGAGAGCCUGGGCGGUAAAAGAUUUUGCCCCCAACUGCCCCCUCUACGUUCAGAUACUCAAGCCUGAAAAUAAGUUCCACGUCAAGUUUGCUGAUCACGUGGUCUGCGAGGAAGAGUGCAAAUACGCCAUGCUGGCUUUGAACUGUGUCUGUCCGGCAACCUCCACGCUCAUCACCCUCCUGGUUCACACGUCCCGGGGACAGGAAGGCCAGGAGUCCCCUGAGCAAUGGCAACGGAUGUACGGGCGCUGCUCAGGCAAUGAAGUUUAUCACAUCCGGAUGGGGGACAGCAAGUUCUUCAUGGAGUAUGAAGGGAAAAGCUUCACGUAUGCUGCCUUCCACGCACACAAGAAGUACGGCGUCUGCUUGAUAGGCAUCAGGAGGGAAGACAACAAGAGCAUCCUGCUGAACCCGGGGCCGCGGCACAUCAUGGCAGCGUCGGACACCUGCUUCUACAUCAACAUCACCAAGGAGGAGAACUCCGCCUUCAUAUUCAAGCAGGAGGAGAAGCAAAAGAAGAAGGGGUUUGCGGGGCGAGGGGCCUACGACGGUCCCUCCAGGCUGCCUGUUCACAGCAUCAUCGCAAGCAUGGGAACAGUAGCCAUGGAUCUGCAAAAUACAGAGUGCCGGCCUGUUAACAGCAGCAAGCUGACCCUCCCGGCUGAAAACGGGUCAGGCACCAGGCGACCUAGCAUUGCCCCAGUGCUCGAGUUAGCUGACAGCUCUUCCCUCCUGCCCUGCGACCUGCUCAGUGACCAGUCAGAAGACGAGAUGACUCAGUCGGAUGAAGAAGGGCCUACGGUUGUUGAGUACGUGAAAGGCUACCCCCCCAACUCCCCCUACAUUGGGAGCUCUCCCACGUUGUGUCACCUCCUACCCGAAAAGGCCCCGUUCUGCUGCCUCAGGCUGGACAAGGGUUGCAAGCACAACAGUUUUGAAGACGCCAAGGCCUAUGGGUUUAAGAACAAGUUGAUUAUAGUCUCAGCAGAGACUGCCGGGAACGGGCUGUAUAAUUUCAUCGUCCCCCUCCGCGCCUACUACCGGUCUCGGAAGGAGUUAAACCCGAUUGUGCUGCUCCUGGAUAACAAGCCAGAUCAUCACUUUUUGGAAGCCAUCUGUUGUUUCCCCAUGGUUUACUACAUGGAAGGCACGAUCGAUAACCUGGACAGUCUGCUGCAGUGUGGCAUCAUUUACGCUGACAACUUGGUGGUGGUGGAUAAAGAGAGUACCAUGAGCGCCGAGGAAGAUUACAUGGCAGAUGCCAAAACCAUUGUCAAUGUCCAAACCAUGUUCAGGCUGUUUCCAAGCCUCAGCAUCAUCACGGAGCUGACCCACCCGUCCAAUAUGAGGUUCAUGCAGUUCCGAGCGAAGGACAGCUACUCCUUGGCCCUUUCCAAACUAGAAAAGAAAGAGCGAGAGAACGGCUCCAACCUGGCGUUCAUGUUCCGGCUCCCGUUUGCCGCCGGCAGGGUGUUCAGCAUCAGCAUGUUGGAUACGCUGCUCUACCAGUCCUUCGUGAAGGACUACAUGAUCACCAUCACAAGGUUGCUGCUGGGCCUCGACACCACGCCGGGCUCGGGCUACCUCUGUGCAAUGAAGAUCACUGAAGAUGACCUGUGGAUCCGGACGUACGGCCGCCUCUUCCAGAAGCUCUGCUCUUCCAGCGCAGAGAUUCCCAUUGGGAUCUACAGGACCGAAUCGCACAUGUUUGCAACCUCCGAGCCUCAUGACAUCAGAGCGCAGUCACAGAUCUCAAUCAAUGUUGAGGAUUGCGAGGAUACCAAAGAUGUCAAGGAGCACUGGAGCAUCAAGACGAGCCAUCACAGGAACUCCUGCUCCAGCGACCAGUCUGAGCACCCCUUGCUACGGCGCAAAAGCAUGCAGUGGGCCCGCCGGCUGAGCAGGAAAGGAAACAAGCACACGAGCAAGACGGCCGAGUGGAUCAGCCAGCAGAGACUGAGUCUGUACAGGAGGUCGGAAAGGCAGGAGCUUUCGGAGCUCGUCAAAAACCGGAUGAAACACCUGGGUUUGCCCACCACGGGGUACGAGGAUGUAGCAAAUUUAACAGCCAGUGAUGUGAUGAAUCGGGUAAACCUUGGAUAUUUGCAAGAUGAAAUGAAUGACCACCAGAACACGUUGUCCUAUGUCCUAAUCAAUCCACCUCCGGACACGCGCCUGGAACUCAAUGAUAUCGUGUAUUUAAUACGCUCUGACCCUCUAGCGCAUGUAUCCAAUGACACGCACAGUCGGAAAAGCAGCUGCAGUAACAAGCUGGAUUCCUGCAAUCCUGAAACCAGAGAUGAAACGCAGCUCUGAAUGACCUUUGCACUGAACACGUGUCUCCUCCUCCUCAUAUUGCUAAUGCAUGGGAUUGUAAGAGAACUGACUGUAAACCAAACCCAGGGGGAAGGGACUUUGCGGGAACGUGCACGCCAGGUGGAAGUCUGUACAGGAAUCGAGACGCAAAGAUCAACUGUCAGCGGUUCCUGGCAGUUUACUCCUCCGUUCACAUUGCACUAUGGAAAUGUCAUUCCCAACCUGGAUUCAAGCUGCUUAGAAAUGCCUUGGAAAGGAAGCUCCUAAAACAUGGGUGUUAAAGGCCAGGCGGCCAAGGAAAAGGCUGGCAGUCGCAUCCGUCUUUGUUUCUAACUUUUUAUAUGCACCGCAACUAGUGAGACGGUCUUUGCUGGCACUAGUAGAAGCAGCCCAAACUGAGAUCAUGAGUCAAGCCUGGUUUACAAGAAGGAUCAUGCUGGAAAAUGUCCCUGACACCAUACAAAUUGCUCUACCCCCUCAGCGGACCAGGGAAGUGCCAAUGCAAGAGAGAAAAAAUGAUCCUGUAAUCUUCUUUCUGUUUCUGGUGGGAUCCCCUGCCUGACAGGCCAUCCUACCUUAUUGUCUCACAUGGAUGUUCUUAGUGUGCUUCAGCAUUUGUAGGCCUACUGCCAUUUUCUAUCAUGGGGAAGGGAGUCCGACAGAAGAGAGAUCCAGGGAGGGAUAGAGGAGACCAAGUUAUCCAUGGCCAAUGAUGGAGAGCUGCUCGGGGGGGGCGCAGAACACCUUCGUCUUGGAGGGUUGAUGGGAGCGUGCGGUUUGUCCUCAAGAGCUGGACUCAACACCUUGCCCAUCUCUUGAAACUGCAGCAUCCUGUGCUUGUGUGUCAUGUCCUAUCCAAAGGAUGUGCUGACUCCAGCAUUUCCUUUAACAUGUCAUAAACCAACUAAAGGGGGACCAAAAGUCAGGCAUCUUCCGUGCACACUUGCCUGUUACGUGUGUCCAUAUCGCUGCAGAAACGUUGGCUCAGCUUCCUAUUGUUGUUGGGGCCCCCCGGCUAAUAUCCACACAGACUUUGGCCCAUCGUGAAAGUAUUUGGUACCUCCUCUGGCUUGCAUGCUAGAUACUAUCAGCUGGCAACUGCCCUAUCUUAGCCAUUCCUCUCUGAGGGUUGACAAUCCCUUCUAUCAUGGAGAUUGAAAUGCAAACAAGGAUCCAGGAUUAGCAUGAUGGUUAAGCUAAUUGAUGAGUCCCGUAUCAAUAGAUGGGCAGGGAUAGAGACUAGGGAUAGCUUGGCUGUGUUGCACACUUUUGUCAUGGAUACAGGGCUGAAUCUAUGGUGAUCCCGCACAUCAAUUCUGAAAAAACUAAUUAAAGCUAAAAAAAAAAAUGGAGAUGACGGGGCUGGCUACUUACUGGAGCAGGGACUAGGAGGCCGCCCGGGGAUGGGGAUUGUGAACAGCGCUCUCCGGCUUUGAGUAACCUUUGCAGAACUCUUGGAUGCAACAUCGGCAGGUCUGCGGUCAGGCCCGGUUUCAUAGGGAUGUCCCAAUUUUGCAAAUACUUAACACGAGUCGGUUGACUGGGCGCAUUAGGCCUUUUUUGCCCAUGCAAAUUGCCCAUGUGGUUUCAGGAGAAGAAGGUCCAAAGCAGACUUGCUUUCUGUACUCUUCUGAUUCAUGUCUUCAACAUGGCAUGCUGUCAAGUGGCGCCGGUGCUUGCGUAGGUCCGUUUUGAUUUCUACUCUGGUAUCACCACAUCCUGCCCUUCCCUAGGCUCUUGCUUCUCAAGUCACAGCAAGAGAAGCUCACAUGCAGGACCCCCCCCGGUUCUAGCAAUCAUCUCCCCCUUCCCCUGCACGCGGCUCCAUUGGUUUUGCCUUCACGGCUGUGCAUUGUGGCCACCCAUUGCCCCAGGCCUAGUGGCAUCUAGGUUGAGUUAGGUACUUUGGCUCUCUGAACAGUGGUGGGAAGAGUUACUAGGUGCCAAAUGAAUGAGAUCCAUAAUAGCCAAUGUGCUGAGCGGAGCCCGCACUGCCAAAGCUACUCCACAGAUCGUGCUCAGAGGUGGCUGGAGCUUAAGUCAUUGAGUGUUGCUCCAAAUCCAGGCUGGAGGCUUCCAGAGCCAGAAGUGCCCUGGCUUUAGGCUCCUUUCGGACAGUGCCCUCCUUUUACUCUGUAGCUCAAAGCACCAGGCACAUGGGAGACUUGAAUUGAAGUCCGGUCUCUGCCUGAGCUGAACCAAGGAUUUGACUCCCUAGGAAAUGCCCUAAACCCUUAACAAUAAGGUAUGUGGAGGGCAGAGCCGUCUCAUCCCCUUCUGUGGAUGAUAUUUCACCCCUGGAGCAGGGGUUUGGCUUUUCCAUAGCCUGGGGAGUGCCGUACCCACAGGGCAGUGGAGUUAAAGUCUUUCUCUGUGCGGCGCAGUGAAUAAUUUUUUACUAAGCAGACCAGCUUCCCCAGGAGUGAGACCCCGGCAUCUCAGAGUCCUCUAGGGUCCAGAGAUCAGUGCAGUUUCUUGGGAGAUGUGGAUUCAAGCCCUGGUCUUAAAUCAGGGAGAGAAGAGAUGGGAACUGAGGUCUCCCAUUUCCCAGGUAAGUUUUCAAGUCACUGCGUGCCGAGGUACAAGUGGAGAUCACCUGCUGCUUUUGUGUGAUGCCGGAUCUGCUAGACGUAGUCCAACAACAUCUAUUAGCUCAGGUCCUGCAGAGGAGGGAUCCAGCUUGAAUCCUUCCACGACAGAGGUGCUGAGCCACUCAGUACUACCAGGCUUGAGAUGAGACCUGAGUGCUGGAGAAACUGUUGAGAAGAUAGAUGCAAAAAUGGCUUAAGGUCAUUGCUGUCUACUCAGCCUCAUUCCUCUCCCCUUCAUCCUCCCUAGCUCCAUCAUAGGGGCUAUGUUUGUAAAGUACUUAGAAGAUGCAAGGCUUAAUCAUCCCAACUAUUACCCUUGGGUUUCACUAUAGUACUAAGGGUCCUGAGUUAUAGAUGCACCCCAGACUCUGUUCUGUAAAGAUGCUGCUUCUCUGGUCAUACUUUUCUUUGACUUGUUGGCUUAGUUAAGACAUUAUGACCCCUUAUUUGAAGGCUUCUCCAUCCCCAUCUGCCCUUUAAAUACAAAUUUCUCAUCAGCUAAGCCACCUUAAAUUUGGGAAUGGGUUUGCUAGUCAUUUCCCUGGGAUUGUUUACUGAUGACACGUGUAUUCAACUCCUAAAAGUAACAGACUCUGUUUGGUCUGCCUGGAGGUUUGAGGAACCAAAAAUAUUGAUAUCUUUGUUAUGAUCAUCAGAAACAAAGCUCUACUUAUCUUUUAUAUAGUUUUAUAAUUGGGUAAAGCUAUAUGUACGUGUUGCUUUUGCCUACAAUAAAGACAUAUGAAUGUACAGAAUAACCUUAAACACACUAAACAGCAAUGUACACUCCGGCCAACUCCUAUUAAAAUUUGCAUUGACUUA
Alligator mississippiensis (American alligator) is the source of this 7040-nucleotide messenger RNA. RefSeq names its product potassium sodium-activated channel subfamily T member 1 (gene KCNT1). The coding region runs from base 55 to 3627 and encodes 1190 amino acids. Gene Ontology annotation, biological process: potassium ion transport. Gene Ontology annotation, cellular component: membrane. The transcript is spliced from 31 exons. Lineage: Eukaryota; Metazoa; Chordata; Crocodylia; Alligatoridae. Gene Ontology annotation, molecular function: intracellular sodium-activated potassium channel activity. The record is from RefSeq and is a predicted model, not a curated record.